CAGGGUUACCAAGGAAGGGCAGAGUCCAGAUGGAACCAUAGCAGCUGAUAGGAGGCAACUUGUGUAGAAGAGGGCAAAGAUCAGGCCCCAGCAUACUGGGAACCAGAGCCAGGGAGUAAGCUCUGGGCUUGGAGGAAGCCCCACUUGGUCCUCAUGGCCUUCCUGGUGUCUGGGACCCUACAGACAGCUGCACAGUUGGCAGAUGCUUGGGACAGCUUGGGGAGAAAGGGAAAAUACAGUGUACAGGGUUCAAGGGUAGCCUUGAUACUUAGCACCCCUGGGGUGUCUGCAGCUGCAAUUGCUGCCUUGGAUGGUGUGUCCCAGGCUCUGGGCUUUGAAAUCCAUGAGAAGAGGAAGGUUCCAGUCCAGAGCUUCCUUGAGGAGCUGCGUUUGUUCCGGGAGCAGCUGGAUGUCCACAGGGGUGUUGUGGGGUGUGCCCUUGUGGUCUUGAUGGCCCCCAGUGGACAGUUAAGGUGUCCACAGCUGCUGACUCAGGAGCUGAGUCACUGUGGGGCCCUGCAGGGUUGCCCCAAAAUCUUCCUGUUGUUUUCUAGUGACCUCAAGGGUGAGUGACUAGACGGUGACCCCAGUUCUGGGAGGGAA
Molecule: messenger RNA, 603 nt
Organism: Phodopus roborovskii (desert hamster)
Lineage: Eukaryota; Metazoa; Chordata; Mammalia; Rodentia; Cricetidae
Product: caspase-14-like
Exons: 3
Coding region: 154-573 (139 amino acids)
Source: RefSeq, a predicted model, not a curated record